Messenger RNA from Phlebotomus argentipes, 669 nucleotides. RefSeq names its product ubiquitin-ribosomal protein eS31 fusion protein (gene RpS27A). The coding region runs from base 16 to 618 and encodes 200 amino acids. Gene Ontology annotation, cellular component: cytoplasm; nucleus; ribosome. Gene Ontology annotation, biological process: modification-dependent protein catabolic process; translation; protein ubiquitination. NCBI's taxonomy places the organism in Eukaryota, Metazoa, Arthropoda, Insecta, Diptera, Psychodidae. The record is from RefSeq and is a predicted model, not a curated record. The transcript is spliced from 3 exons. Gene Ontology annotation, molecular function: structural constituent of ribosome; ubiquitin protein ligase binding; protein tag activity.
AAUGACUGCUGAUGAAUGCCGAAACUGCCAUGCAAGUCAAUCGUUACGAUCCCAAUCGCAUCAUUAGUGGCGCUGGUAGCGGCAAGAAGUGUCAUUACGAUUUCCGGCUGCCCGUCCAUUUCUUUUGCAUCGUACUUCGACACAGGCAAGAUGCAGAUCUUUGUGAAGACACUCACGGGGAAGACGAUCACCCUUGAGGUGGAGCCGUCGGACACCAUCGAAAAUGUGAAGGCUAAGAUUCAGGACAAAGAGGGCAUCCCUCCGGAUCAGCAGCGUCUCAUCUUCGCCGGCAAGCAGCUGGAGGAUGGACGCACACUCUCCGACUACAACAUCCAGAAGGAGUCGACGCUCCACUUGGUGCUGCGCCUUCGCGGUGGCGCCAAGAAGCGCAAGAAGAAGAAUUACUCCACGCCCAAGAAGAUCAAGCACAAGCGCAAGAAGGUCAAGCUCGCUGUGCUGAAGUACUACAAGGUCGAUGAGAAUGGCAAGAUCCAUCGGUUGAGGCGCGAGUGUCCGGGUGAAAAUUGUGGCGCUGGAGUCUUCAUGGCUGCCCAUGAGGAUCGCCACUACUGCGGCAAGUGCAGUCUCACAUUUGUCUUUAAGCAGGACGAGAAGUAGGCUCGCACCUACGCUUUGCUGACACAAUAAAUGACGGUGUCUUGGAAAAAA